Doryrhamphus excisus (bluestripe pipefish) is the source of this 2418-nucleotide messenger RNA. It is a transcript of the gene mnd1, whose product is annotated as meiotic nuclear divisions 1 homolog (S. cerevisiae). Gene Ontology annotation, biological process: reciprocal meiotic recombination. Gene Ontology annotation, cellular component: nucleus. The record is from RefSeq and is a predicted model, not a curated record. Lineage: Eukaryota; Metazoa; Chordata; Actinopteri; Syngnathiformes; Syngnathidae. Gene Ontology annotation, molecular function: double-stranded DNA binding.
UAGCAAAGGCAAACUCAACAUUAGCUUGACAGUCCUAGGCGGGGAAUUCAAGCCUCUUGCCAGUUGAUUCUAAUUUGGUGUGGACGAAAGAGUCUACAACACAAGUAUUCUCCUUUUAACACUUAGUUUCGCGCUUAACUAGUGUUAGAAAACUUUUACGGACUGCCAGUUCAACAAAAUGUCCAAAAAGAAAGGACUAAGUUUGGAAGAGAAGAGAAGCCGCAUGAUGGAGAUUUUCCACGAAACCAAGGAUGUGUUUCAGCUCAAAGACAUAGAGAAGAUUGCACCGAAGACAAAGGGGAUAGUCCGCAUGACGGUGAAGGAGGUGCUGAAGGGCCUGGUGGACGACAACAUGGUGGACUGCGAGCAAGUGGGCACGUCCAACUACUACUGGGCGUUCCCCAGCAAGGCUUUGCAAACUCGCCAGCUCAGACUGGAAGAGCUGCAGAAGCAGGUCUCGGAAGCCAAGCAGCGUGAAAGUUGUCUACGGACUGGAAUCGGUAAAGCCAAAGAAGGACGUGAGGACACGGAGGAGAGGAGCGCCCUGCUGAAGGAGCUUCAGGUUCUGAAAGACGAGCGAGCUCAGCUGCAGACCGAGUUGGACAAGUAUAAGGAAUGUGACCCGGAAGUUGUGGAAGAGAUGAGAAAAUCAAAUCUUGUGGCCAAGGACGCGGUUUACAGGUGGACAGACAAUGUUUUUGCCAUAAAGUCGUGGACGAAGAAAAAGUUUGCGUUUGACGACAGCCGCAUCGAUGAAGCCUUCGGGAUCCCUGAGGACUUCGACUACAUGGACUGACUUUCUUUUCGUUUCCUGUAAAUUUUGCCACCUGAGUUGGUUGCCAGAUGGAUUCCAUCAGCCGGUUAUUUGACUUUGCUGCAAGCGGAGGCGGUGCAGAUCGUCCAUUAGUGGUUUGGGGCGGUAAAAAGUGUUUUGUGCACCUGUUGGCCCUAAGAACAGUUCUCCAUGCUGAUGAUGGAGAGGAAUCCACAUCUGUGUGCUCCACCCUCUUUUUUUUUUUUUUUUUUUUUUUGGUUUUAACUCAUUUUUUGCUUCAAAUGCCACAUGAUUCUCUUUCUUUUGCAGUUUUGUUUUAGAAAGGCAUGGAAAAAUGUGAUGAGAUGCCAAAUAUACGUAUAAAAACAUGACUUUAUUCCCAUAAUAUUUUUAUUUUAUUCCCAUUUUAUAUAUAUUACAGUUGUCCUCAUAAUAUUACAAUUUCUUUUUUUCUCGUAAAAUUUUAGCUGUUUUAGUGACAUUAUUAACAUUCUUAGAGCCCUUUAGAAAUGAACUAGCACCCCUACAGUUAACUUUUUUGCUUCAAAUGCCACAUGAUUCUCUUUCUUUUGCAGUUUUGUUUUAGAAAGGCAUGGAAAAAUGUGAUGAGAUGCCAAAUAUACGUAUAAAAACAUGAUUUUAUUCCCAUAAUAUUUUUAUUUUAUUCCCAUUUUAUAUAUAUUACAGUUGUCCUCAUAAUAUUACAAUUUCUUUUUUUCUCGUAAAAUUUUAGCUGUUUUAGUGACAUUAUUAACAUUCUUAGAGCCCUUUAGAAAUGAACUAGCACCCCUACAGUUACACUUAAACUUGUUUUCUUCAACACAUAUAUAUAUAUUUGUAUAUAUAUAUAAUAUAUUUAUAUUAAAUAUAUAUAUUUAAAAAAAAUUAAUUGGCCUGGCGUACAUUCUAAAAAUAUAAUUUUACAAUAAUUUUUUUAAGUUUAAAAAUUAUAAUUAUUAUAUUAUAUAUAUUAUUAUAUAUAUUAUACGUAUAUAUUUUUUUUUAUUCUUGUAAAAUUGCUGCUGAUUUGGCCGCUUUUGCUGUUUUUUUUUUUGUUUGUCAAAUGUUAGUAGCAAACCACAAACAUGUUGGUAUAUUACCAGCAAGCAUGCAGUGUUUCUAUAUGGGGGGGGGGUCAACGCUGUCAAGACACGUCCCCAAUGAUGACUACUUUCUUGGUUUUCCUCCUUCUGGGAGUGGAGAUGCCAAACGGAUCCCUGGAGCGUUGACUCACUAAACCUCUGCGAGGCAAGGCUGUCUGCUUUGUCCAUUCCCAUCUCAUCCCUGUUCGAGUCCCACUUUGUGUUUUUCCGCUUUGCUGUCUGUCUGUCAAGAUGACACUUUCAGAGCAGUUAGCGGCCAUGUUUGUUGAAAAAGCGGGGUCAUGGGAGAAACAUUAAAUGCCUGAGUGCGAGUUUGUUUGGACACACCCACCCAGUGUAACACGCGUGUAUGUUCAUGUGCGUACCUGCCCGACCUGUCUUCACGCUCAAUCUGCUGACUCCAUCCAGCGAGCGCACCUCAACGCUCUCGCUUGCAGUACGGUAGCUCGAAAAAGUCAGGACGACAAAACACAAGGUCAAAGCCCAUAUUUUCAUGGUCACAGCAUACUGUAGAAACGAUUGGAGCCCUCUACACAUGAA